Molecule: messenger RNA, 1077 nt
Organism: Heterocephalus glaber (naked mole-rat)
Lineage: Eukaryota; Metazoa; Chordata; Mammalia; Rodentia; Bathyergidae
Product: E3 ubiquitin-protein ligase RNF113A-like
Biological process (GO): snoRNA splicing
Cellular component (GO): U2-type spliceosomal complex
Molecular function (GO): metal ion binding
Source: RefSeq, a predicted model, not a curated record
AUAUGGCCGAGCAACAGACUCCUUCAAAGUCGGCUGACCAGGUGUGCACCUUUCUCUUCAAAAAGCCCAGGCGGAAAGGGCCUGCAGGCAGCCGAAAGCGCCCAGUGUGUGACCUGGAGACCGGAGAAAGCAGCAGCAGUGGUGAUGAAGGCAGCACUGUGGUUCGACCAGAGAAGAAGCGGGCGACCCACAAUCCGAUGAUCCAGAAGACCUGUGGCAGCGGUAAAGGGAAGGCGGCUUAUGGUUAUCUGAGUAGCGAGGAAGAGGAGAGUGAGAGUUUGGGCGUGGUCUACAAGUCCACCCGUUCAGCGAAACCUGUGGGGCCAGAGGAUAUGGGGGCCACAGCAGUCUAUGAGCUGGACACGGAGAAGGAGCGAGAUGCACAAGCCAUCUUUGAGCGCAGCCAGAAGAUUCAGGAAGACCUGAGAGGCAAGAAAGAUGACAAGAUUUAUCGGGGAAUCAAUAAUUACCAGAAAUAUAUGAAACCCAAGGAUACGUCUAUGGGCAAUGCCUCCUCCGGGAUGGUGAGGAAGGGACCCAUCCGAGCACCUGAGCAUCUACGGGCCACCGUGCGCUGGGAUUACCAGCCUGACAUCUGUAAGGACUACAAGGAGACUGGCUUCUGCGGGUUCGGAGAUAGCUGCAAAUUCCUCCAUGACCGUUCAGAUUACAAGCACGGAUGGCAGAUCGAACGUGAGCUUGAUGAGGGUCGCUAUGGUGUUUGUGAGGACGAAAACUUUGAAGUGGGAAGCGAUGAUGAGGAAAUACCGUUCAAGUGUUUUAUCUGCCGCCAGACCUUUAAAAACCCAGUUGUUACCAAGUGCAAGCAUUAUUUCUGCGAGAGCUGUGCACUGCAGCAUUUCCGCACCACCUCGCGCUGCUAUGUCUGUGACCAGCAGACAAACGGUGUCUUUAAUCCUGCUAAAGAAUUGAUUGCUAAGCUGGAGAAGCAUCGAGCAACUUCUGAGGAUGGAGCUUCUGAUAUCCCAGAAGACCCCGAAAGGGCCUAAUUCCCAUUAUUUAGGUUUUCCAUAAUUGUUAGAUCUUAAAAUAAAUAUUUUGUCUUUCUUUUGGUAA